This is a messenger RNA of Daldinia vernicosa, 2427 nucleotides long. Its product is annotated as FAD/NAD(P)-binding domain-containing protein. The record is from RefSeq and is a predicted model, not a curated record. Gene Ontology annotation, molecular function: NADP binding; flavin adenine dinucleotide binding; N,N-dimethylaniline monooxygenase activity. The transcript has a single exon. NCBI's taxonomy places the organism in Eukaryota, Fungi, Ascomycota, Sordariomycetes, Xylariales, Hypoxylaceae. The coding region runs from base 269 to 2203 and encodes 644 amino acids.
GUGUACGGGUUAAAGAUUGGUCGCUUCCUUGCAUGGACUGAUAUAGCUACAAUAAGUUGAUCAGCCAAUCGGAAUACGGAGUACGUUAAGCUCAACUUUCCUAGUUACAUUAGAAAUAGUAGAGCUAGGAUGAUGUACAUAAAAUAAGCUACGUGGGCGAGCUCGUCGUUCCAUUGCAUUCAGGUUCGCCUAUUUUCAUCAAGAAGUCUCCUCUGGCGAGACAUAAUAAGGCACACUGGUAUACCCAUUACUUAAGACAUCUUUUACAAUGGAGGAAUUUGCUCGCAUUCAAGAGAAAUACAGCGCGGAAGCCCAAAAGCGUAUCCGACCUGAAGGCGCUGCUCAAUUUCAGACACUGGCACAGAGCGACUCCGAUCAGUUGCGUCACCUCGCUGACGAUUUCUGGGCUGAUCAUGCGGCAUUGGACGCGCUGCCAUUACCCCUUCAGCCUGGCGACUCUCCUAAGUUUCUCAUAGCAGGAGCAGGUAUAGGCGGUAUCGGGGCUGCUGUCCGACUUAUCGAGGCCGGCUUCUCGGCGGACCAGAUUCGAAUUAUAGAGACAGCUGGCGGCGUCGGCGGAACGUGGUAUUGGAAUAGGUAUCCGGGUCUACAUUGCGAUGUCGAAUCUUAUGUUUACCUGCCACUGUUGGAGGAGACGGGAUUCGUACCCUCUCAGAAAUACUCUUCCGGAAUUGAGAUCAGGAACUAUCUGCAGCAGGUUGUGAAGAGGUGGAAUCUCGAGGAUAAAAUUCUGUUUAGGUCUAAACUCGACAAGAUUGAAUGGGAUGAUAGUGCUCGCUUGUGGAAUUGUGACAUCACUACUGGAAGGGGACCAAGGGGUGACGAAAAGACAACUUUCAAAGCGAAGGCGGAAUUUGUUUGGGUAACUGCUGGGUUACUGAGCAAGCCCCAGGUACCGAAGCUCUCCGGAGUCGGGAUCGAGGGGUUUAAGGGCGAUGUUUUCCACACAGCGCGGUGGAACUACGACGUUACCGGUGGUACACAGCAGGAAGUCUUCCCGGACUUAUCAAAGUUGAAGAAUAAAAGGGUAGGUGUUGUUGGAACCGGCGCGACAGCGAUUCAAGUCGUACCAUGCUUGGCCGAACAUGCGAAGGAGUUAUAUGUAUUCCAGCGUACUCCCGCCGCGGUUUACGGUCGUGGUCAGAAACCGACUGAUCCGGAGGAAUGGAAGAAGAUCGCUGGCCAGCCCGGUUGGCACGAGGCUCGCCGGCAGAAUUUAGCAGCGAAUAUAUCUAACUGCGCCCCUCCUGGUACCCCGGACUUGGUCGACGAUGAGUGGUCUCGGCAGGUUGCUUACGCGAGCCUAAUUGGCGAUCCGGAGUUUGCGUUUGUAUCGCCGGAGAGGAUACCCGAGGUUAUUGGUCAAUUUCUAGCUCGAGACGCGCCCAAUGCAGCACGACUACGAGCACGGAUCGCCGAGAUCGUUAAGGACAAAGAGACAGCUGAGAAGCUUACGCCCUGGUACCCAGUCUGGUGCAAGCGGCCUACUUUCAGCGAUACGUACCUGCAGUCCUUUAAUAAGCCUAAUGUUCACUUGGUCGACACGGACGGCAAGGGAGUCGACAGCGUAACGCCGGAGGGCCUCGUCGCUAACGGCCAAGACAUCCCCCUUGAUGUCAUCGUGUUUAGCACGGGGUAUCGCGGACCAAGUGCAGACGGAGCAGACCCAUCGAUUCGCGCCGGCGUCGAAGUGCACGGCCGUGGUGGAAAGACCAUAGCAGAGUCUUGGGCGGAUAAAGGUAUUGCCACUCUUCACGGCUACGCAAACCACGGCUUCCCAAAUCUGUUCUGGCUUUCCCCCCUCCAGUCCGGUGUUAGCGUUAACCACUCGCAUGUGCUCGAUGUGCAGUGCAAGCUCAUCGCAUACGUAGCGGCGGCGGCUCACCAGAAGGCAGGCGGUCUGACCAAGAGUGGAGUUACGGUGGAGGUCGAAGAGGCCGCGCAGGAGGCCUGGAGCAUGAAGAUCAUGCAGGGGGCGGCUCGGUUCGCGACCGUGACGGUCUGCACGCCGAGCUAUAUCAACAACGAAGGGAAGGCGGUCGAUCCGACGGCUAGCCCCGAGGAGCAGAUGAAGCGGGCGCGAGCGUCGCCCUACAGUGCGGGUCUUGUUGAGUAUAUCCGGGAGUUGCAAGAAUGGCGCGAUGAAGGCAACCUGAGGGGUAUCGAAGUCACCGCCUCGUAAGAAUAAUACGAUUCAGAAGAUCGUGAAGUAGGGGUGUUUUACUACAGUAUGUGGCGCUUGUUUGGGGUAUGAAUUAGCACAGCGCUACCUAGCGUAUACUUGUUAGCUAUAUCAAUAAGGAAACCUACAGCAGGAGAUUCUGCUGUAGGUGAGCGAGCCUGAUCGAGGAACUAGAUAAAGUCCGUUGCAACUGAUCUUCACUAUCGUAUAUUGAUAGGUGAACA